Chionomys nivalis (European snow vole) is the source of this 1301-nucleotide messenger RNA. It is a transcript of the gene C14H5orf63, whose product is annotated as chromosome 14 C5orf63 homolog. The record is from RefSeq and is a predicted model, not a curated record. The transcript has 5 exons. Bases 162 to 509 code for a protein of 115 amino acids. Lineage: Eukaryota; Metazoa; Chordata; Mammalia; Rodentia; Cricetidae.
UGCAGCGCGCGACGGAAGUGCAGCAGGCGGAAGCGGCGGCGGCCCGGUGCAGAGGGAUAUACAUCCGAGAAACAAAAAGAAAGCCGGAAUAGCUCCUGAAUGGGAUUUUAUUCCUACUGGCAAUUCUUUUGAAGAGGGAUACCCUCUGGCUCAGAAUUAAGAUGCUCUGGUUUCAAGGAAACAGCCUGCAGAUUGCCAAAUCCUCAUUUGGACUCUUGCGAAAUCUCUCUGCCUCUAACACCACUCUGCCUGUGCUGACCUUAUUCACAAAGAAUCCAUGCCCACUCUGUGAUGAAGCCAAAGAAGUCCUCAAGCCAUAUAAAGACAGGUUUAUUUUGCAGGAGGUGGACAUCACACUUCCAGAAAAUGCUACUUGGUAUGAAAGGUAUAAAUUUGACAUCCCCGUCUUCCACCUGAAUGGCCAGUUUCUGAUGAUGCAUCGAGUAAACACCUCCAAGCUUGAGAAGCAACUUCUGAAACUUGAGCAGCGGGCGCUGGAGACAAACUGAUGUCUCGUGAGUUCCUCCCUCUCUGUCAGAAGGCAUCUGCCCAAGGCAGGGACUGGGGUCUUGGAUUUCCUUGUCACCUUCACAGUGCCCUUAUGAUGGUAUCACAUAAAUAUGUUGCCAUUAGUCCUUUGUUUGAUGCAAGCACCUACAUGAGAACAGUCUACGUAUGGGCAUUUUGUAACCUAGUGCACUGUAUGGAAGGGGAAGGUGUAGGUAGGGAGGGAUCUGUUUGGUGGUUAUUGUUCCCUUUUGUGUGAAUGUGGAAGCAUGUGUCGUGCCCUGGACAGUGCCCUGAUGGGAAAUUGGGCUGCAGUCCUGCUGCUAAGCAGUCCUAUUACUUUUAGUGGCAUAAAUGCUCUUCCACCAAAUAAACUGAAAUGUGAAUUGUUAAUAACUGUGCACAGUCAAUAAAGGGGUGUUUUGAUGAAUACAUCUGCACGCAGCUAUUUCAGUGGAAUUUAAUAAUACCUGUUUAAAAUUAGUGUUCACUUUUGUUGAGUAGAAGAGAAUAAUUAUCCUAGCCAAAGAGGCUUCUCUUCAGAAAAACAAAGGAGAUUUAACCCUCCAGAAUGUAUAUAACAGACUCCGCUGUUCAUGUCAUCGUGGAAUUGACUUGUAAUGUUGAAGACUGCCUUAAGUUCUCAUCAAUUAAGUCAAUUCAAAUAAUUGUACGAUAGUAACUUUGUCAAAUUUUAGUAUCUUGGGAAAAUUCAUUUUUCAUUAUAACUGAACAUAUAUGUAUAUAAAUCUAAAUAUAAAGUACCAUGUUAUAUAAAGUAUUAAAAUGUAGUU